GUUUCAAUGGCCGUUGGGUAAAGAUGCGACGCCACUGGCUUCUGGUUGGUGCUUGCGGCUGGGUGGUUUUGAUCCUCCUGUUUGCCAGCAAGUUCAUCAAUUUCAGCUUCCGGAUCCCUGACGACUAUGGAGGGAAGUCAGAGAUGCACAGUUUGACCAGGCCAUCCUUGAAGUCACAUUCACACUCCGCCCAGCAGUCAGAAAAAAGGGACCCACAACCCUCCCUGUUGCCCUCAGUCGGUACAUCCACAGCAGAGUUCUCUGACUGGCAUUCUGUGGUCCAGAGUCGUUUAGAACUUUUAUCCUCAGUCUGCAAGAAUGCUACUCUUUGGAAUCUCACCCACACUCCUGUACGCAAGUUCGUCCUCGACCGCAUCUUUGUGUGUGACAAGCACAAGAUUCUCUUCUGCCAGACGCCCAAGGUGGGCAACACCCAGUGGAAGAAGGUCCUAAUUGUCCUCAAUGGAAAGUUCUCCAGGGUGGAGAAGAUCCCUGAGAAUCUGGUCCAUGAUCAUCUGAGGAACGGCCUGCCCCGCCUCUCGUCCCUGAACGACACGGAGAUCAAAGAAAGACUUAAUACGUACUUCAAAUUCUUCAUCGUGAGAGAACCAUUUGAACGCAUCAUAUCCGCCUUCAAAGACAAAUUUGUGAAGAACCCUCGCUUCGAACCCUGGUACAAACACGACAUCGCCCCGGCCAUCAUCCGCAAGUACCGCAAAAGCCACAGCGACGACGGCGAAAAGAAAAGCGCCGGACUGCAGUUCGAAGAUUUUGUCCGUUACCUCGGCGACAGGCAAGGGCGUCAUCGCCUGGACAGACAGUUUGGCGAGUCCAUUAUCCACUGGCUGACCUACGCCGAACUUUGCGCCCCGUGCGACAUCACUUAUGAUGUCGUGGGCCAUCACGAGACUCUUGAGCACGACGCUCCUUACAUCUUAAAAGCUGCUGGCAUCGAUCACCUCGUGUCCUACCCCACGAUCCCGCCGGGAAUAACCCGUUACAACCGGACCAAGGUCGAACACUACUUCUCCGGGAUCAGUAAACGGGACGUUCGCCGUUUGUACGAUCGCUUCCAGGGAGACUUCCGACUCUUUGGAUACCAGAGACCCGAUUUCCUUUUGGACUAA
This is a messenger RNA of Chanos chanos (milkfish), 1127 nucleotides long. It is a transcript of the gene chst10, whose product is annotated as carbohydrate sulfotransferase 10. Bases 24 to 1127 code for a protein of 367 amino acids. Lineage: Eukaryota; Metazoa; Chordata; Actinopteri; Gonorynchiformes; Chanidae. The record is from RefSeq and is a predicted model, not a curated record. Gene Ontology annotation, molecular function: sulfotransferase activity. Gene Ontology annotation, cellular component: membrane. The transcript is spliced from 5 exons. Gene Ontology annotation, biological process: carbohydrate biosynthetic process; proteoglycan biosynthetic process.